Diachasmimorpha longicaudata is the source of this 3174-nucleotide messenger RNA. It is a transcript of the gene Spf30, whose product is annotated as survival of motor neuron-related-splicing factor 30. The record is from RefSeq and is a predicted model, not a curated record. NCBI's taxonomy places the organism in Eukaryota, Metazoa, Arthropoda, Insecta, Hymenoptera, Braconidae. The coding region runs from base 122 to 829 and encodes 235 amino acids. Gene Ontology annotation, cellular component: cytoplasm; precatalytic spliceosome; nucleus. The transcript has 5 exons. Gene Ontology annotation, biological process: mRNA processing; regulation of alternative mRNA splicing, via spliceosome. Gene Ontology annotation, molecular function: RNA binding.
GGUCAGUAAGUGUUGUGCCUUGAAGUGUUACGGUCAUUAGUAAACUUAGGGAGGAAAAUAAUCGAUGAAUUGUUAACCUCAAAGUUGAUUACAAUAUUUGCUACCUCUUUUACAGAGAAUCAUGGACGAUUUGCAGAAUUAUAAACUGCAGCUUCAACAAGUUGAGGCUGCAUUGACAACUGACCCAACAAAUGAGGAAUUAUUAAAACUGAAGAUUGAUCUUGAGGAGGUUAUUGAGUUAACACAAGAUCUCAUAAAAUCACAGCAGCAAGAGAAGAGGCAGAGCAAUGGCAUGGACGCCAAGGAUCCCAUUCUUCUGGCUGUUUUGGCGAAUAAGUGGAAAGUUGGAGAUUCGUGCAUGGCCCCUUGGAGUGAGGAUGGAAAGUACUACGAGGCAACGAUAGAUGCAAUAAACGAGGAUGGUCUUGUGAACAUAACGUUUAAUGAGUUCAAAAACACAGACGUUACAAUGUUAAAUCAAUUGAAAUCAGUGGCAAAGAGGCCAGCGUCUGAUUGGGCAGAUCAGAAGUCUAAGAAAAUGCAGGCAGCAGCAGCAGUAGGGACAGACCCUACCAAACAGAGGGAGUACCUCAAGAAAAAGAAACAAAAAAAAUUACAACGUUUUAAAGAACUUGAGGAGGAGCGCGAGCAGGAGAAAAAUAAAUGGCUUGCUUUUUCGACGAAGUCAGCGAAAAAGGGAGUGGUCAAGAAAAGUAUAUUUGCAACACCCGAAAAUGUUAAUGGAAGAGUGGGAAUCGGCACAUGCGGUGUGAGUGGUAAAGAAAUGACCAAGUUUAGCAAUGGGGAAAAAUGGAGGCGUGGCACCUAAGGAUCUUAUUCAUCUUUACUGUACAUACAUGCAUAAGAUAAAUCCAAAUGUUGAUUUAAGGAUAAAUAGUAUUAAGAAGUAUAGAAAUACUACCGUAUUCUCCGUAUAAUAUUAAUGUACAUUUAUAUUAAUCAAUCAAUUGUUAUUACAGGGUUUCACACUCGACAGAGGGAAGUGUAUAUCUUUCAAGUACCGUUAUCUUCCUUUUUUUAAAUAAUAUAAACAUUGUUUUCACGGGGAAAGUGAGCACGUAAGAAUGAAAUUCUCGCAUAUCAUUGCGUUAUUUGAAUAGGUGACGUGAGGAGUAUUUUCGACUUUUGUCGAGAAUUUGUAAACUGCGAAAGAAGUUUUUUGGGCUUUUUCCCCCCAGAAUUCUAAUGAUUGAGAUAAUUAAGUAAGUGUUUGGAGAGAAAUAUCCUCUUCUAGAAUGAACAUCAUACUUAAGUUUCAAAUAAAUAUUCCUGCGGUUGAGAACAGUGGAGAAAUUUUAUAACGAAAUUCUUUAAACAUAAUCAUGCAGAAUGAGAAAGGUCGAUUGAAAAUUUAUCCAUCUUCAGUAAACGCAGUAAUAAUUAUUGCAAGCUUAUUUGAAAAAUUAAAAUAACUUUACUUUUGCGGUGAACUCCAAGAUUAUCGUACAUCCUAAGAAAAAUGCAAAUUAUUUCCUGAAUUAAUUUCUCGUUUUGGACUUUCAAAAGAAGUAUUUGAAAAUUACGAGUCAAUCCAGUGGGUUGUGUUAACAUAAAUAUUUCAAUUGCAGUUUGAAAUUGAAAUGUGAAUGCAUUUUGCAUUCGUAGAUAUUAAAAAAUCCCGACAAUUUUCGAAAUUUCAUAAUUACAGAUCUACUAUUGUGGAAGUAAAUUCUGUUACUUAUUUAUAGUUACGAACGGGGAUCAAAUUACACUAUUCUAUGAAAUGCAAUUUACGUUAAUCAGGAUAUAAUUAUCGGAGAUGGCUUCAUAUAAAUUUUUCUUAUGCAAUUUGUAACGAAAUUUUUCCUCGGGGUUGGGAAAAAUCCGUUAACUGCCCUUUCUCCUGGAUUCGCAAGCAACAUUUGUUGGGCCCCAGCCGUCCUUUUUACCGGGGAACUGCAAACCGGGGUCUCAAUGAACAAAUUCUCAAAAAAAAACAUACGGAAACGACAAUAUAUAGCUUUGCUUAGCGAAUCCAAGGGAAGACCUUGGACACCCGCGCUGCUCAGGGGGUAGGUUGUGGAGAGAGGGCGUAGUUCGGAUGGAGGUGGUUCGUUGGGUUUCUAAUUUACAAAGAAAAUACGUAACCGCCAGAAAUCUUGAUAAAUAUAUAGUUAUGGUUUUUAAUAUCAUUGAGUUAAUUUUAACACACAUCUUUGGAAGUAAUAACGGACAAAAAAAAAUUAUCAUACCUCAGUAACUUUAAACAAAUCUAAGUGACAACAUCGUAACAGUUUUAAUCUAGUUAUCCAAAAAUCCUUUAAAUAGAUAGGAGUCCGCCGAGAUAGAAAACGCGAAUGAAGAGGCUCGAAAUCCCUAAUAUUCGGUCUAAUUUAACUAUCGAAUCCUAUUCUCUUUGGACCCUUCAGGGCAAUUCCUCCUCUCUAUCGCAUUUCUCCACUAUUCUCGAGCUGGACUCGCAUACUGCCUAUUUCCCAAAUUAUAACAUUACCGAAUGCCGAAUACCGAAUUACCAAAAAAACUAAAUGGAUCUCGCGAAAAUUUCCUCCCACAGUGGGGAGGCAUCGAAAUUUCCUAAUGCCUCCAGAUUAUCCCAGAGGAUCAGAACGUACCACUCACGCAUCGUAAUCACCUUCCCGGCUGAUCGCCCCGCACUUGAUCAGCACCGAUCAGUCUUACUCGACCAUCCUCUCGGACUCCGGAUACUCGACUCUUUCCUCGACACUCACCCUUCGGCUCUCUAAACCCGACUCUAGAUAAUAAAUUUGGAUCCGGGAUGUUUGGGGGAGUUAUCCUCAGAAUUCCUUACAAAUUUCAUCGGAAAUUCAAAAACUGACAAUAUGCAAAAGUAGUGCAGCCUCACCGAAGAGUACAGAUAUUUUAAAUUGACGUAUCUCACCUUAGUACUACUACAUUGUCGAUCAUUCUUAAUUUUUCUGCAAUUAUUUUGAUGAUCGAUUGUUUGAAACUGAGAAACCCUAUUGCUAAAGAUAAAUCGUAGAAUUGUGAAAUUUUUUAUUAAAAAACGUUGAAAAAUGAAAUAGAUCAAUAAUUUUUUUCUAGGGGUAAAUGGACGUAUGUUUGCAUGAGUACUCAUUCUUCAGAAUAGACAAAUCACUGUCGUGUUCGCUGGAAGAUUGGUUUGUAAUGUGUGAUUUGUCAGUUAAAAUAAAUGUUUAUUUUAAGGCCAAA